ACCACAGAGCAGAGCCCUCAGUCCAGCACUGAGAGCAAGAUGAGCCGCCCGCUGCUGAUCCUGCUGCUAUCCACAGGAGCCCUGCUGAUCACCACUGAGGGUCAGCAGAGUUUCCAAUCGCUCCCUGAAUUAUACCAGAAUACCAUCAACCGGGCCAUUAAAGAAGCCAAUAAAGAUGCCCAGCAACAUAUGAAUUAUGCUCGUACUCGGGCACGCAAAGAGGAACGAGGCCACUUGGACUUGAGAGUUUAUUUGAAACCCACUACUUGUACAAAGACUGGAGUACACAAACAUCGAGAUGAAUGCACAUUUUUGGACAAAGUGCGCCCCAUAAUCUGUGUUGUCUGCGGCAUGAGAUUUGGCUCUGACAUUCCGGAUCCCUACACUGACUGCGUUCCUUUCGAGAACAUCAAGGAGAGGGAAGACAUUUGGAAUGCUGAAUGUACUCCCCUCCACCACCCGGGCCAAGAGGUGAUAUAUUCAGUGGGUUGAACAGAGGAGACAAUCUCUAUACUAAUGACAAUUUUGCACAGGCUGAAAGGGUUGAAAGCACAGUGCUCAUUGAUAGUACAAACAUUCAAACAUUAUUGUAUCAAUCACUCUAAUCGCUAAUGACAAUGCUAAAUACUUCAGAUCCAAACAGCCAAUUCAUCAGCAGUAGCUGUUGUCUAGUUUCAAGCUUUUUGAUUAUGCAGUUAAACAAUGAAAUCUGCGUCUUGGAUCCAACUUGUGUCCGUUUUGAUUCACUUUAAGUCUUAAAGUGCACCCAGGAUUGUUUGUGUCAAUUGAAGUAAAAAGAAAAUUU
Megalops cyprinoides (Indo-Pacific tarpon) is the source of this 805-nucleotide messenger RNA. RefSeq names its product cystatin-like protein. Bases 40 to 492 code for a protein of 150 amino acids. The record is from RefSeq and is a predicted model, not a curated record. NCBI's taxonomy places the organism in Eukaryota, Metazoa, Chordata, Actinopteri, Elopiformes, Megalopidae. The transcript is spliced from 4 exons.